This is a messenger RNA of Pyrus x bretschneideri (Chinese white pear), 1327 nucleotides long. RefSeq names its product SKP1-interacting partner 15-like. Gene Ontology annotation, molecular function: protein binding. The transcript has a single exon. NCBI's taxonomy places the organism in Eukaryota, Viridiplantae, Streptophyta, Magnoliopsida, Rosales, Rosaceae. The record is from RefSeq and is a predicted model, not a curated record. The annotation marks the transcript as partial.
CAACCCGACCCAUUUCUUGCCGGCCCCAAAUACCCAAACCCACUUUCCACCCGACCCAAAAUCGGCGCCGAUCCGAUCUUCCUGGGCUCCUCCCAUUACCAGAACCCAACUUCGGAGCUUCGAGAACAGUUGUGUCGGGCACAAACGCGCAGAGAGGGGGGAGAGAAGAGUACAGGGGAGAAGAAAUGUACAAGAACCAGCUGCAAGAGCUGGCCCAAAGAAGCUGCUUCAACUUGCCUUCCUACACGUGCAUUCGGGAAGGUACGGACCUCGCCUGACCUCACCAAGGUCACCAUCAUCAAAUUCCUCUGUAACCCAUCGACUUCUCCCACCGCGCCUCCGACGCCGUCCUCUACAAACCCCUUCGACCUCACCAUCUGGGGCGACUCGCCCGACCCGCCCGAGUCAACCAAGUCCCUCGUCGUCUGCAACCCUCUGACUCGUCAGUUCCGGGUCCUCCCUCAGCUCGGCUCGGCCUGGUCGCGCCACGGCUCGGUCUUCGUUGACUCCCAAACUCGAGUCAUGGUCCUCACCGAGCUCGCCGCGCUCUACUUCUCCGGUUCUAACCAGUGGCUCAAGUUCUCAUCGAACCUCCCGUCAAAACCCAGAAGCCCAAUCUUGGUGUUCGACUCGGUUUAUGCCCUCUGCGAUGUGGGUUCGCCGUGGAGGAGUGAAUGGAAGCUGUUCCACUGCACAAUUUCGAAGCUCAAGACCUCGCAGACUUGGACUCGGCUCGAAAAGCACGAGUGGGGGGACGUCUUCGACAUCCUGAAAAGACCCCGUUUGGUUUGCGGAAAUGGGAACAAGGUGCUGAUGGUUGGUGGGUUGAAGUCGUCUUUCUCACUGAACGCUUCGUGUUCGACGAUUUUGAUUCUGAAGUUGGACUUAGAUAGCUUGGAGUGGGACGAGGCGGGCCGAAUGCCGGUGGAGAUGUUCAAGUGCUUUCAAGAGUCGAGCAAGUUCAAGGUGUUUGGUGGCGGCGAUAGGGUCUGUUUUUCUGCAAAGAGAAUUGGGAGAUUGGCUUUGUGGGACCGUUGUUCCGAGAAAGCUGAGUGGCGGUGGAUUGAUGGGAUGGCCGCAACUGCCAUGGGAGUCUACUGUGCUAGUAGGUAUGCUGCUGACAUUGGCAUGAGGAGGGAUGUAGUGAAGGUGUCGGUCGAGGAUAUGGCGAGGAGAGUGGCAGCUGGCCUGCUCCAGGUGGCCGAUGCCCAAAUCACAGCGGCCCCAAUCGCGGCCCUUGCAGGAGGUUCUUCGAACCUUGUCGCUUGAUAGUUUGAUUGUUUUUAUUACAUUAAUAAGCACUGGUGCAAUGACAUCUGCUGUUUAA